Molecule: messenger RNA, 7118 nt
Organism: Notolabrus celidotus (New Zealand spotty)
Lineage: Eukaryota; Metazoa; Chordata; Actinopteri; Labriformes; Labridae
Gene: rin2
Product: Ras and Rab interactor 2
Exons: 12
Coding region: 196-3663 (1155 amino acids)
Biological process (GO): vesicle-mediated transport; signal transduction
Cellular component (GO): endocytic vesicle; cytosol
Molecular function (GO): small GTPase binding; guanyl-nucleotide exchange factor activity
Source: RefSeq, a predicted model, not a curated record
ACACAAAGAGAAAGCACAGCUAGAGACAGCAGCUUCUUCCAAGAGUUUAGGACCAUGGAGGCAGCCGCCGGCUCUGCUCAGUGUCGGUUCACUGUCUUUCCUCUCUGAUCCGUUUGAAAAUACUUUUCGAUUGUCACGACUGACGAUACCGGACGACGGGUCUUCGAUAUGGACCCGAUACGGUGCUGACUUUGUAUGCAACUCUUCGCAGGAGCUGGGAUUCUUUUGCCAAACUGGAAUAACAAUCACUGCACUUUCGACAGUUCAGCAGAGACUGACGGAGAAGGAUCUUCAUCCUACGACAACAUGUCCAUCAGUUCACCCCGCAAGGAGGAGAGGAAGGGCAGCUUCUUUAAGCUGAUUGACUCAUUUGCCUGGGAAAUCGGCACAUUGAAGAAGGAAAUGGGGAAAAAGACUAAACCUGCAGAAGGAGACAAGACUGAUCCCCUCCUUGGGCUGGGUGAUGAGGUGGGCGGUCUCUUUCUGCCGGCUUCACCUCGUGCUGGGAUUGGUGCAGGGCAGGCGGGAGCUAGAGAUUCAGGCUAUGACUCCCUCCAUCGGCGGCUCAGUGUGCUGGACAGACUGGUGCACACACACGCUGUGUGGCUACAGCUGAGCCUCAGCCACCAGGAUGCCACGCGUAUACUGCAGAGCCAACCCACAGGGACAUUUGUGGUGAGGAAGUCGAGCAGCCUGCAGAGGAAAGUUUUAUCUCUUCGCAUGGACAAAGACUCUGAAGUUCCUGUGAAAGACUUCCUUGUGAAGGAGAGCCAGUACACUUUCUCUCUGGAAGGAUCGGGCCUGAGCUUUGCAGACCUUUUUCGCCUGGUUGCUUUUUGCUGCAUCAGCAGGGAUGUACUGCCCUUUACGCUGAAGCUCCCAGAGGCCAUUGCAUCCGCCAGAACCUCUGCUGAUCUCGAGGAGGUUGCUAAACUUGGAGCAGGUUUCUGGGAUGCUCAGGUGUGCAACAGGAGAAAGGGUUCAGCCUCAUCGGCAGCAGUAUCUGCACCCAGCAGACCGCCGCCGCCUCUACCAAGAUCAGUCUCCUUGACAAUCUCCCCAGAGCGCCCUCAGCUUCUAACUCGCACCCCAUCUGAGCUUGAGUGUUGUCAGUCUAACGGAGCCCUUUGCUUCAUCAAUCCCCUCUUCAUCAAGGUUCACCAACCUGAGGGAGACCACGACACCACUUCAGAUCCCUCAAAGCAAGGCCUGACGGAGGAACUUGUUAGCAACAGCCAAGAAACCAACAACAAGGACCCUCAACACUCUGAAAGAGGAUGUCCUCAGGUCUGCAGCUCAGAGCACAGUGAGGGUGGCCAAUCAGAUCAAAGUAACUUGCACAGCUUGAGCGAAAACACAGAGGUGCAGGACGACACCAGUGAAACGAGCAGCAGCGAUCAAAAGCGGAGUGACAGCAUUUCACGGUCCCCUCCUCCUCGUCCGCCUCCGCCACACUUUGCACAGCGACGCCCGGGUCCACCCCCUCGUCAACGCAGCAUGCCGGAAAAAAUCCCUUGGAUCAAAGUCCCAAAGGAGAAGGUGGAGGAGAGAGAGAGAGGCAGUAGCCUCCUUUCUCGCCUUGGCUCCUCUCUAAGCAUCAGCCCCUCGUCCUCUCCUCCCAAGAGGCUCAGCAUCAGCUCCCCCAUAUCCAUCCCCCGACCCUCACUGCCCAUUUCUCUCUCCUCUCUCUCCUCCUCACCUCGUCGGACUAAAGCCUCACCGUCAUCCAGCCUGGAGGAUGCUCAGUGCCACUUGGCGCUGGAGGAACAGACUAUUGAGAAGGCCCUCUUGAGGGCCAAACUGUCUCAGCAAAAUUCCUCCAAAACCCCCAACCAGGACUCCAGCAGUCCCUCAGAUCCUUCCCUGUUGACAACAAGAAAGGUGGCAGAGCUGACCAGAGGAGAAGAAGAAACGAGGGAAGAAUGUAGCGGUGGUGGCCAGCGGUUGAGUGACAUGAGCCUUUCCACAGAUUCCUCCGACUCUCUGGAUUUCUCUCAGUGUUCGGCCUUCUUCCUUCCUCCCCUGCAUGACCCGAGCCCCCCCACUGUGGCUGACUUCAACACCCACCUCCCCCUAUCCAUCCCACCAUCCCACCUGCCCUACUGUAGUAUGGAGGAGGAUGACGAUGAUGAGGAUGACGAGGACGAAGAGGAGCCCGACUAUGGCGUGAGCCUGGAGAGUGAUCAGGACCAAGACCAGGAUCUGACCAUGGUGCCUCCAAAUCAUCGUGUGAAACGUCGCCCCAGUGCCAGCGCUCUGGUCCUGCAGAAAGCUUUGAAAGGACGCCUGCGCAAGAUGAGUGGCGUUUUCAACUCGCUGCUGACGCCUGAGAAGAGGGCGAUCCGCAGGGUAGUGGAACUGUCCCGGGAUAGAGGCACAUAUUUUGGCUGCCUGGUGCAAGACUAUCUGAGCUACAUGGGUGAGGGAGCAGGAACCCAAGCCUGGCAGGGCUACGCCGGUGGACUGGAGCUGCUGCAGACUAUCCGCCAAUUUAUCACUCAGAUGAAGAGCUACCUGCGACAGAGCUCCGAGCUGGAGCCACCAAUUGAGAGCCUGAUUCCUGAAGACCAGAUAGAUCAAGUCCUGGAGAAGGCCAUGCACAAGUGCGUCCUGAAGCCCCUCAAACCGAUAGUGAGUGUGGCUCUGAAGGAGUUCCAGGUGCGCAGUGGGGAGUGGCAGGAGCUGAAGGAGAACCUGUCGCUGGCCAAGGCGAAGCACCCGCAGGAGAUGGGCGUGGCUGAUACGCUGCCCCCGGACCCUGUGGCCUUAGAGAAGAUCAAGCACAAGUUUCACACCAUGAGUAAACUAUACUCCCCUGAGAAGAAGGUGACCAUGCUGCUGAGAGUCUGCAAACUCAUCUACACCAUCAUGGAGGACAACUCAGGUCGUCUGUAUGGAGCUGAUGACUUCCUGCCCAUGCUGACCUAUGUGCUGGCUCAGUGCGAUAUGCCCCAGCUGGACAACGAGAUCCUUUACAUGAUGGAGCUGCUGGACCCCUCACUGCUCCAUGGAGAAGGCGGCUACUACCUGACCAGCGCCUACGGAGCAAUGUCCCUGAUCAGAAACUUCCAGGAGGAGCAGGCCGCCAGAGUGCUGAGCUCUGAAACCAGGGACACACUGCACCAGUGGCACCGCAGACGCACCAUGCAGCGCUCUGCUCCAUCUAUUGAUGACUUCCAGAACUACCUGCGGGUCGCGCUGCAGGAGCUGGACAGUGGCUGCACAGCAAAAACCCUGCAAGUCCGUCCCUACGGCACAGUGGAGGAGGUGUGUCAGCUCUGCGCCCAGAAGUUCAAAGUAUCCGACCCUGAGAACUACGGCCUGUUUCUUCUGGUAGAGGGCAGCAGCCAGCAGCUGGCCCCAGACACCCACCCUCAGAAGAUCAAAGCUGAGCUCCACAGCCGCUCUCAGGCCACUCCCUUCCACUUUGUGUACCGCAGAGUGGCCGCCAGCAGCAGCGACUCAUCAUCAUCAGCUCCACUUGAUACCAGAUCUAACCUGAACAACCUCACUGUGACCUCUGACCCCAAGGCCAACCUUAAUGACCUGAGCAUAGACUUGUCGGACUCCUCCCUGCAGCCUGCUCUCAACCAGGGCCUCAGUCGUCCUCUGAGCCUCAGCCUGCCCCCCAGCCACCUCAAUGGGAACUCCAUAUCAAUAUGACUGUCGCUGGUCGCAGUCUGAACGAGUGAACAGAGUCUUUGUCUCCCUGCUGUGACAGUAUCACCCAUUAUCUCUGACAAACAUGGUUCUAUUAGACCUCAAAGGGGCCUGCAUGUUGACAGGGCUCCUCUGGGCUGGACACUGUGUCGUGCCAGUCUUUACAAAGCCUGACUUCUCCUUUUGGAUGACACGUCUGUCUCAGUCAACAUCCCCUCGCUGGAAUGUUUUGUCUGACAGACACGCGUGAAAGAGGAAAAGAAGAAAGGAGGGAAGGAAGUGAAAAAGAUGGAGGUUUUUUUUUUCUUUACUUCCUCAGCUCUAGAUUUGGCAUCAGAGCAUCACUUUGCUGAACACAGCUCUCUGAAUCCACGUGAUUCAGAGGGAGACGGAGGGGUUAAAGUGUCAAACUGACCUGGAACACUAAAACGUGUUCACAGUCCUGCUUUAACCCUGGUGUCAAGAUGCUGAUUCAGGGUCAGCCGAUCUCUGUGUUACCAUGAAGCUACAUAGAGGCUAAUCAGAUCUGAGAUACAUGUUGGACUAAUCCUUGAUGAGUCAUGUUAAAUAAACUGCAGAUAGUUUUUAUAGGUGACAGGUCUAACUAUGAUUUAAGUGUUACAGUUGCUGGUAAACUGUAUGUUUUGAUUGUUUGUGUUUUGAAACUGUUAAUCCUUCUGAUGGUAGAUAUGAUUUUAAAGGUUUGGCGACACCCAGUGGAGGCUGGUGUGUAUAACACUUUGUUAUUUUCCAUGGAGUUUUAUUUAGAGCAUACUGCGAAAAGCUUUAUGCUAAAAAAGAAGAGGAAGUAGGAUUUAGGAAAACACGUGUAUGGUAUAAAAAAAAAUGAAUGAUUAAUAUGAAUAGCUGUAGCAAUGUGUUUAAAAAGCCUGCUUUUAUAUUUACUGUUAAUGUACAUCUGUAGUGAUCAGUGAGGCUUCAGUGCAAACACUUUGAUGGAAGCUGGGUCGUUUGUUUUGAGGUGUGUAUGCACUGAAUAGAACAAAGUGUGUGUGAACAGCUCUUGCACAACUUUUUUUUAAAUUGAAAAUGUCUGAGCAUUUUGUCAGACAGAUAGUGCAGGAAAAAACAAAGUGAUUCCACACAGCUGCCUUAAGAGACACAAUCUUCCUACUUUUGUAAUGCAUGUAGUUAGUGCUGGGCAAUAAAUUAAUAACGAUAAUUAUCGUGAUAUAAUUUUUCCUCAAUAUAAAAAGAAAAAUGUUAGAUAACAAUUUGAUAUAUUUAAACCUUUAAUUACACACCCCAACCACUGGAAAGGGAGGGGGCGCUAAUGUGCUUUAAACGCAUUGCCACCCAACAUUAGACCGAAGAAGAAUAAGGCAUUGAACAGCCAAUCGUAUUGCAGGAUAAGAGCUUGGCGGGCUUAGUGUCAUGUAAAACACAGCUGAAAUGAGCGACAUCAACACUGAGGAUAUCGCAGGAUAUCCACUAAUAUGACAUUUUUUUACCGUGAUUACAUCUUUUUCAAUAUCGCCCAGCUCUACAUGUAGUAUAACUACGACAAUCCAAUCAAAUAAUAUCUUUGCAAUUCUAAAAAAAGUGCCAGUGAGAAGAUAAAAAAAAUGUCUGUCCCUACUUGCUGGAGCCAAACCGUGCCUCUCUCUCAGUUCUGCCUUGAAAUUGGAAGAUAAUUAAAAUCAUGCUACCGCUGUAGCUGCUGGGCCAGUGUUCCCCAGCUGCAGCCUCUGCCUUUUCUCUUCUGCUUUGUGUCGUGUGCAGUAAGUUGCAUUUUCGUAGGUAGAAGCCAACAUUAACAAUCAAAGAUAUAAUAUAUAUAAUACUGCCUUUUUGUAUGAUAAUCUUAAGGAUUAACAUUUCAGAAUUUGUAAAAAUGAAUAUUGAUAUUGCAUGUAGUUUUGUUUUUAAGUGUUAGAAACAGGCAUUUCUGCCAGUGUUUAGAAAUGUAAGAUUCAUUGAUGAUUAUCCUGGUGAUAUGACAGAUACUGUGUCUUACCUGAUCUUCUUAUUUAGGGUGCCAUCUCCUUUCAGAUUGACAAUUUAUGGCCAGGGAACAUCUGAGGAUGGCUGCCAUGUGAUAAUUAUAGACACCUCUCUGUACUACUGACAAACGAUAAAGGUUUUUAAUCCAGGUGAAAGAAAUAUAUGUUCAUUUAUAAACAGGUUUUGUGGACUUUAAAGCUGGUCUGAGGUCACACAGUGAAACGUGCUGUAAGGCUCUUUGAGCUAUCUGGAAAGACAAAGGUGUAUGUGAGGCCUCAGUUUACAGGAGACAACAUGUGCUUGAGAAAUGCUCACUCUGCAAUACAACAAUACAACCUUCAUCAGUGUUGAGUUUCAAUAAGAAAUACUUGAAAUAUUCGUAUGAAUUUUUACGCUGUCAGUAGUUUCCAAGUCAAAUUGAUAUGCUGGUAAGUUACAGUGUUGUGAUCUGUUUCAUUCCUGUCUUACAUUGAUGAGAGAUGUGUGAGCUUUGUUUGACAAGAGGAAAGUGAAAUUUGUGAAGCCCAAGAGGAAUUCCAGUAUUUAGAAAUAUAGAUCUUUUUCACUCAAUCUUUAUUCAUAUAGCGCCAAAUCACAACAAACGUUAUCUCAAUAUGCUUUUACAAACAGAGCAGGUCUAGACUGUACUCUAUGUUAAAUUAUUAACAAAAACCCAACACCAAGACAGGAUAAGACUGAGUCUUAUCUCAUCUUAAUUCACCAUGAGCACUGCACCUCACCGUAUUUAGCUAGUUACAGCGGCAAGGAAAAACGUCUUUUAACAGGCAGGAACCUCGAGCAGAACCAGACUCAUGUUAGACAGACAUCUUUACACAUACUUUGGGGUCCAAAUGACUACAGGAUACAAACGUUUUGGAAGCGCUCAAGUAGAUAGCUUGAGCCAGGCUGUAAAAAUCUCAUGGCUGUGAAGGAAGAGAUAUCUGGGUUAUCAAACACAGAUCAUACCCAAACAGAAAAGUCUAUCUCUGGAUGUUUUCUGUUAUGUCAGACAACAAUAAGCACUUUUGAUGGAUGUUCUGUAAAGGCCUCAUUGACCUGUGGUAUUUUGGCAGCCUGUCUUAAAGUCUUGUUCUGAUAAGUCCUUUAGACCCCCCCUAAAAAUUAAGACCAAGGUCUAAAAUACUGGAAAUCCCCUUUAAGGUAACCUGAGAGCUUCUGAAAAGAUUGAAUUAGCGUCAUGGAUCACCUGUAUGUAGCUCAUCAUGUUUUUCUCUGGGGGCCAAGUGUUCAAACUUGAAUGGUUUGUGGUGCGAUGUUAUCAGUAAUCUAACUUGUUUUUCUUUUUGAUGAAGCAAAGUGAGUAUUUAUGUGUCUCUGUGCGGGGAUUUUUCACAGAUGGCUUUUCAUUAUCUGUAAUAUUCUAUAUGGUGUCAAAAUAUCAACUGCAUCCAGGAAACAUCUUCCUGAUUGUACUUUGUCAUUAUAUGAUUUCAUAAAUAUUCUUUUGCACUUAAUAAAUGUUUGAAAAGCAA